AUGUACAACGGCAUUGGACUGCAGACAGCGCGCGGAAGUGGCACGAACGGCUAUGUCCAGCGAAACCUGUCCCAUCUCAGGCCGCGUGAUCCUAUCGCACCACGCGUCGAUGACGAUGUGCGAAAGUUUGAGCAUGUGAAGCCAGAUGCAUCGAUCCUAGAUCAUGAACGUCGGAGAAAAAUCGAGAUCCAGUGUAUCGAGUUUCAGGAUGAAUUGGAGGAAAAAGGACUACCAGAAGAGGAAAUUCAGGCACGAGUAGCAUCUCUACGCCAAGGUCUACGUGCAAGAUUGGAGCGAGCUCCUACAUCAUACAGCCAGCCAACGCAUGCAGAAGUCAAGGGGCUGCGGCCCUCGGACACCCAUGCGCGAAGUGCAGCGAAAGAGCGCGAGUCAAGCAAGAUGCAACGUGCACUGCACGUUCGUCCCGAUUAUGAAGAAGGGCAGGCGUUCGAUCCUGUUCUCCAGGAACGACGCAAGCAAGAACGCAUAGAGGAGCGUGAGAGAAGGCGAGAAAGCGCUGUGCUGCCAGACUCCCGAGGCUCUAGCAGAUGGGAUCGUGUCGACCGUGAUAUGCCGGCUCGAGGUGCUCGCCGUUCACGCUCACGCUCACGCUCGCCCUCGCCUGCAAGACGCUCCCACGUAUCGUAUGAAGAUGCCCACGUGCCACCAUCCGGCAAAAAUUUACGCACACCGUCACCACCACCCACACAUACCACUGACCCCUAA
Molecule: messenger RNA, 726 nt
Organism: Malassezia globosa CBS 7966
Lineage: Eukaryota; Fungi; Basidiomycota; Malasseziomycetes; Malasseziales; Malasseziaceae
Exons: 3
Coding region: 1-726 (241 amino acids)
Cellular component (GO): nucleus
Source: RefSeq, a predicted model, not a curated record